Messenger RNA from Diaporthe batatas, 1744 nucleotides. Its product is annotated as fructose 1,6-bisphosphate 1-phosphatase. Lineage: Eukaryota; Fungi; Ascomycota; Sordariomycetes; Diaporthales; Diaporthaceae. The record is from RefSeq and is a predicted model, not a curated record. Gene Ontology annotation, molecular function: fructose 1,6-bisphosphate 1-phosphatase activity. Gene Ontology annotation, biological process: fructose metabolic process; gluconeogenesis; fructose 1,6-bisphosphate metabolic process. Bases 480 to 1532 code for a protein of 350 amino acids. The transcript has 5 exons. Gene Ontology annotation, cellular component: cytoplasm; cytosol.
UUUGCUCCAAUUAAACGUCACUCCUGCGUACCGUUUACCCCAUAGCCGCCACUGUGCCGAACCCACGGCAACGUCAACCCUCGACUCUCGCUCUGGCCGUCUGCAUGUCCCGGCCUAGUGAGGGGCAUUGGUCCUGGAGCAAGACCGAGGAGGGGCAAGUCACUCUGCCACUGCCCGCCAUGGGCAAACGGGGGAUGGAGGUCUGUCUGCAUGCUUUGCCCAUAUUCCGUACCCCGUCAACCCGUACAGCUUGACACAUAGCUAGGGUGAUGCUGCCCUGCUCUAGCCAAGGUACCCUGCCCAGCGUAGCCGAAGCCGACGAGGGCCCCUCCGGCCGUGUCAUUAUCCCCAUAGCCUCCCUCAACUUCGUUUCAAGGUCCUGUCCCCGUGCUCACCACCGCGGCCCAAUUCAUCUGCUUGGUUGAUACCCAUUACUUCUUUGUUCUGUUCUCUGUGUUUCUUGCAGUCCUACCACCACAAUGUCUGCACAAGUAAAUACCAAUGGGGGUGGCAAUGAGGCCGAGACCAUCAACACCAACAUCGUAACGCUCACCCGUUUCCUGACGGAAGAGCAAGUCAAGAUCAAGGAGGCAACUGGAGACUUCACCCUGCUGUGCCACGCCCUGCAGUUCUCCUUCAAGUCGAUCGCCUACUACAUCCGAAGAGCAACCCUCGUCAACCUGACCGGCCUGGCCGGCUCCUCCAACACCACCGGUGACGAGCAGAAGAAGCUCGAUGUCAUCUCCAACGACCUCUUCAUCGCCGCGAUGCAGUCCUCGGGCAAGUGCGCACUACUGGUCUCCGAGGAGGAGGAGAACGUCAUAUACUUCAAGGAGAACCAGCACGCCCGCUACGCAGUCGCCUGCGACCCCAUCGACGGCUCCUCCAACCUGGACGCCGGUGUCUCCGUCGGCACCAUCUUCGCCAUCCACAAGCUGGCCGAGGGCUCCACCGGCACCAAGGAGGACAUCCUCAAGCCCGGCACCGAGCUGGUCGCCGCCGGCUUCACCAUGUACGGCGCCUCGGCCCAGCUGGUCAUCACCAUGAAGGGCGGCGGCGUCAACGGCUUCACCCUCGACAACGGCGUCGGCGAGUUCAUCCUCACCCACCCCAACAUGCGCCUGCCCAAGUCGCGCGCCAUCUACUCCGUCAACGAGGGCAACUCGCUCUACUGGGAGGACAACGUCAAGGGCUACUUCGAGUCGCUCAAGCAGCCCCAGGGCGGCGACGGCAAGGGCAAGCCUUACAGCGCCCGGUACAUCGGCUCCAUGGUCGCCGAUGCCUACCGGACGCUGCUGUACGGUGGCAUCUUUGCCUACCCUGCCGACAAGAAGGCCCCCAAGGGCAAGCUGAGGAUCCUGUACGAGUGUGCGCCUAUGGCCAUGGUGUUUGAGAAUGCUGGCGGACAAGCUGUCAACUCGAAAAUGGAGCGUAUGCUGGAAGUCGUUCCUGAGGAUAUCCACGACAAGUCAGGAAUCUUCAUGGGCAGCUGGGAUGAGGUCGAGAAGGUCAAGCAGUUCCACAAGUCAUAAGAUACCCGACCGGAUAGGCGCUCUGUCUCACGCACACUCUCACACACAUUCUUGGCUUCGGAGGUAUCAUGGGAGGAGCAAAGGACGGCGUUACUGCUUGCUUGCGCUGCUGUCACGAUUAACCGGUUGGAUGUCGGAUCAGAUUGGAAACGGUCAUAAUGUGCAUAGCUGUGUCACUAAACGAAUAAUACCAUGGAGAAACUCAACGAAAA